This is a messenger RNA of Vicia villosa (hairy vetch), 558 nucleotides long. RefSeq lists its product as uncharacterized. NCBI's taxonomy places the organism in Eukaryota, Viridiplantae, Streptophyta, Magnoliopsida, Fabales, Fabaceae. Bases 1 to 558 code for a protein of 185 amino acids. The record is from RefSeq and is a predicted model, not a curated record. The transcript has 2 exons.
AUGACUGGCGUUGGUCAAGCCAUGAAGUCAAAGAAGUUGACGUCGCAUUUUAUUGGUUCGUUUGAGAUUACAGAAAGAGUAGGAGAAGUGGCCUAUCGUAUUGCUUUACCACCGACACUUGCAAAUUUACAUGACGUAUUUCAUGUGUCUCAAUUGAGGAAAUAUGUUGCGGAUCCGUCUAAUUUGAUUCAAGUAGAUGAUGUGCAGGUAAAGGAUAAUCUGAAAAUCGAGACAUUACCUAUGAAGAUCAAAGAUCGAAAGUUGAAGCAAUUAUGUGGUAAAGAAAUAGCUUUGGUCCGAGUAGUUUGGGGAGGAGCAGCAGGUGGGAAUGGUGACAUAUUUACUACAAGUGAAGUUGUUAUCGAUGAAUCUGUUUAUGCAGCUGAUACUCUUGACAUCCCGGCUGCCCCAAGCACUCCUUCCAUUGAGCAGCCACCUUCCCCCGAGCUGAAGCAACUUCUUGGAAAUUUGAAAUACGCUUAUUUAGAGAGUAAUGAAAAACACCCAGUUGUAAUUUCUUCUAACCUUGAUAUUGAUCAAGAAAAUGAACUUUUGUAG